Messenger RNA from Lepus europaeus (European hare), 3126 nucleotides. RefSeq names its product toll like receptor 9 (gene TLR9). The coding region runs from base 1 to 3126 and encodes 1041 amino acids. The transcript is spliced from 2 exons. Gene Ontology annotation, molecular function: protein binding; pattern recognition receptor activity. NCBI's taxonomy places the organism in Eukaryota, Metazoa, Chordata, Mammalia, Lagomorpha, Leporidae. The record is from RefSeq and is a predicted model, not a curated record. Gene Ontology annotation, biological process: defense response to virus; toll-like receptor signaling pathway; canonical NF-kappaB signal transduction. Gene Ontology annotation, cellular component: plasma membrane.
AUGAAGGGGCCAGGUGGAGAUGCAGCGUGCGAGGGCCGAUGUCCCUGCGGAGGAGCCCCGCGGCCCCUGUCGCUGCUGGUGCAGGCUGCGGUGCUGGCUGCGGCCCGGGCCCUGGGCACCCUGCCUGUCUUCCUGCCCUGCGAGCUGCAGCCCCACGGCCUGGUGAACUGCGACUGGCUGUACCUGAAGUCCGUACCCCGCUUCUCGGCAGCAGCGCCCCAUGGCAACGUCACUAGCCUUUCCUUGGCCUCCAACCGCAUCCACCAGCUGCGCGAUGCCGACUUCGCCCAGCUGUCCAGCCUGCGGCGUCUCAGCCUCCAGUGGAACUGCCCGCCAGUCAGCCUCAGCCCCAUGCGCUUCUCCUGCCACAUGACCAUCGAGCCCAACACCUUCCUGGCCGUGCCCACCCUGGAGGACCUGAAUCUGAGCUACAAUGCCAUCACUACGGUGCCCGCCCUGCCCAGCGCCCUCGUGAAGCUGUCCCUGAGCCACACCAACAUCGUGGUACUGGACCUCACCAGGUUUGCUGGCCUGGACGCGCUCCGCUCCCUGAUCCUGGACGGCAACUGCUACUACAAGAACCCCUGUGGGAAGGCCCCGGAGGUGGUCUCGGGGCCCCUGCAUGGCCUGGGCAACCUCACCCACCUGUCGCUCAAGUACAACAACCUCACGCAGGUGCCCCGCGAGCUGCCGCCCAGCCUGGAGUUCCUGCUUUUGUCCUACAACCGCAUUGUGCAACUGGAGCCGCGGGACCUGGCCGGGCUGAGGGCCCUGCGCGUGCUCGACGUGGGUGGGAACUGCCGGCGCUGUGACCACGCCCGCAACCCCUGUGAGGAGUGCCCCCGCCGCUCCCUCUCUCUGCACCCCGACACCUUCAGCCACCUGAGCCGUCUGGAAGGCCUGAUGCUGAGGGACAGCUCCCUGCACACGCUGGACCCCAGAUGGUUCCGCGGUCUGGGCAACCUCACCACGCUGGACCUGAGCGAGAACUACCUGUACUUCUGCAUCACGGACACCACGGCCUUCCAGGGCCUGGCCCGGCUGCGCCGGCUCGACCUGUCCUUCAACUACCACAAGAAGGCGUCCUUUGCCCAGCUGCGGCUGGCGCCGUCGUUUGGGAGCCUGCUGUCCCUGCAGGAGCUGGACAUGCACGGCAUCUUCUUCCGCUCGCUCGGCGAGGGCUCGCUCCAGCCGCUGCUCCGCCUGCCCCAGCUCCGGAAGCUGCACCUGCAAGCCAACUUCAUCACCCAGGCCUGGCUCGGCGUCUUCGGGGCCUUCCAGGGCCUGAGCUUCGUGGACCUGUCAGACAACCGCAUCAGUGGGGCUUCCGGGCUGGCGGCCACCACGGGGGAGACAGGUGGCACGCAGCAGGUCUGGCUGCCGUCCGCGGACUGGGCUCCAGUCGCCAGAGGUGGCCGCGGCUCUGAGGACUUCAUGCCCCACUGUAGCAGCCUCAACUUCACCUUGGACCUGUCCCGUAACAACCUGGUGACGAUCCAGCCGGAGGUGUUCGCAGGGCUCUCGAACCUCCAGUGCCUGCGCCUGAGCCACAACAGCAUCGCGCAGGUAGUCAACGGCUCGCAGUUCCUGCCGCUGACCAGCCUUCGGGUGCUGGACCUGUCCCACAACAAGGUGGACCUGUACCACGGGCGCUCAUUCACGGAGCUGCCACGCCUGGAGGCCCUGGACCUCAGCCACAACAGGCAGCCCUUCAGCAUGCGGGGCGUGGGCCACAACCUCAGCUUCGUGGCCCAGCUGCCCACCCUGCGCUACCUGAGCCUGGCCCACAACGGCAUCAGCGGCCGUGUGUCCCCGCGGCUCUACAGCACCUCGCUGCGGGCGCUGGACUUCAGCGGCAACAUCCUCAGCCGGAUGUGGGCCGAGGGAGACCUCUACCUGCACUUCUUCCGAGGCCUGAGGGGCCUGCUCCGGCUGGACCUGUCCCAGAAUCACCUGCACACCCUCCUGCCCAGAUGGCUGGGCAGCCUCCCCAAGAGCCUGCGCCUGCUGCGGCUCCGAGACAACUCCCUGGGCUUCUUCAACUGGACGGCGCUGGCCCUCCUGCCCAACCUGGAAGCUCUGGACCUGGCAGGAAACCACCUGAAGCUGCUGGCCAACGGCAGCCUGCCCAACGGCACCCGGCUGCAGAGGCUGGACCUCAGCUGCAACAGAAUCCGCUCGGUGGCCCCCGGCUUCUUUGCCCUGGCCGUGGAGCUGCGACAGCUGAACCUCAGCAACAACGCCCUCCAGACCAUCCACUCGUCCUGGUUCGGGCCCCUGGCAGGUGCCCUGCAGCUGCUGGACGUGAGUGCCAACCCUCUGCACUGCACGUGUGGCGCGGCCUUCCUGGACUUCCUGCUGGAGGUGCAGGCCGCCGUGCCCGGGCUGCCCAGUGCUGUGCAGUGUGGCAGCCCGCGCCAGCUGCAGGGCCUCAGCAUCUUUGCUCAGGACUUGCGCUUCUGCAAGGAUGAGGCCCUCUCACGGGCCUGCUUUGGCUUCUCACUGCUGGCAGUGGCCCUGGGCCUGGCCGUGCCCAUGCUGCACCACCUCUGUGGAUGGGACGUCUGGUACUGCUUCUACCUGGUGCUGGCCUGGCUCCCCUGGCGGCGACAGUGGGCUGUGGACGCCCUGCCCUACGAUGCCUUCGUGGUCUUCGACAAGGCAGAAAGCACUGUGGCCGACUGGGUGUACAACGAGCUGCGGGGGCAGCUGGAGGAGCGCCGUGGGCGCCGGGCGCUGCGCCUGUGCCUGGAGGAGCGGGACUGGCUGCCUGGCCAGUCGCUCAUCGAGAACCUGUGGGCCUCAGUCUACGGCAGCCGCAAGACACUGUUUGUGCUGGCCCACAGCGACCGGCUCAGUGGCAUCUUGCGUGCCAGCUUCCUGCUGGCCCAGCAGCGCCUGCUGGAGGAGCGCAAGGAUGUGGUGGUGCUGGUGCUGCUGCACCCGCCUGCCCACCGCUCCCGCUACGUGCGGCUGCGCCAGCGCCUCUGCCGCCGCAGCGUCCUCCUCUGGCCCCGCCAGCCCAGCGGCCAGGGCAGCUUCUGGGCCCAGCUGGGCACGGCCCUGACCAGGGACAACAGCCAUUUCUAUAACCGGAACUUCUACCGGGGGCCCACGGCUGAAUAG